This is a messenger RNA of Neoarthrinium moseri, 951 nucleotides long. RefSeq lists its product as uncharacterized. The transcript is spliced from 4 exons. Gene Ontology annotation, cellular component: mitochondrial inner membrane. The coding region runs from base 1 to 951 and encodes 316 amino acids. Gene Ontology annotation, molecular function: copper ion binding. NCBI's taxonomy places the organism in Eukaryota, Fungi, Ascomycota, Sordariomycetes, Amphisphaeriales, Apiosporaceae. The record is from RefSeq and is a predicted model, not a curated record.
AUGAAGCUCCAACAUGUCGACAUCAUUCGAUCUCCGGCGUGUACCACCACGACGCCCUACACACCGCACCGCGCCCCCAGAGCUCGACAAGUCGACGGCAGCGCGAACCUCGCCAUGAACUCCCUCCCGAGGAUAUCUCUGCGUGCGCUGCGGCCGUCCGCGACCCCGGGCCCGCAAUGGGCCUGCUCGUCGUGCCGCCGCGCUGCCCUGCGCCAGAAUGCGCCCUCGCCCGCAGCACGCCGGCCCAUCUCGAGCACUGCGCCCAAGAGGGCCACGACACCGGAGCAGCACGCCCGGCAGCGGGCGGCGGCGGCGCCGUCAAUGGAGAAGCUGAAUGCGUACUACCGGUACAAGAACCAUACUGGCCUCAACUACAUCCUCAGUAUCAUUCUCGGCACCGUCGCUUUCAGCUAUGGGAGUGUGCCCAUGUAUAAGAUGAUCUGCCAGACGACAGGCUGGGGCGGCCAGCCGGUGCGGGCGCCGGGCCACGGACCGUCGGGCGACGACUCGGUCGACCCGUCGACGCGGAUGGUGCCGGUGGAGGGCGCGAAGCGGAUCCGGGUGACAUUCAACGCGUCCGUGUCGGACAUCCUGCCGUGGAAGUUCACGCCGCAGCAGCGCGAGGUGCGGGUGCUGCCCGGGGAGACGGCGCUGGCCUUCUACACGGCGACCAACACGUCGGACAAGGAUAUCAUCGGCGUGGCCACGUACAGCGUGACGCCCGGCCAGACGGCCCCCUACUUCAGCAAGAUCCAGUGCUUCUGCUUCGAGGAGCAGCGCCUCAACGCCGGCGAGACCGUCGACAUGCCCGUCUUCUUCUACCUCGACCCGGAUCUGCUCAACGACCUCAACAUGCGCGGCGUCGAGACCGUGACGCUGAGCUAUACCUUCUUCAAAGCGAGAUAUGACGACAACGGAAACUUCAAGAACAUCGCUCCCGCGGCGACAUAA